AUGACCAACAAUACAAAUAACGUCCUCAUCGUCGGCGCGACCCGCGGCCUGGGAGCAUCGCUCACGAAACUAUACGCAUCCAAACCGUCGACCACCGUCUACGCCACGACGAGAGGCAGCUCUCCGCCAUCGUCGUCGUCCGACAGCAGCAGCAGGAACACAAAAUGGCUGGUGAACAUUGACGUCUCGCAGCCAGACGUAGGCGAGAAACUGACUUCGCAGCUGUCUUCGCCCAACAAGCUCUCCAUCUCCGCCGCAAUCAUCUCAGCCGGAUACUUUGGCUUCGAGACCUUCGACAACCCAGACUGGGACAAGCAGGUGAAGAUGUACACGACGUCAGCGAUCGGUCCCGUGUUUGUCGUGCACCACCUCGUCAAGGCCGGGCUGCUGGGCGCAGGCAGCAAGGUAAUCCUGGUCAGCAGUGAGAGCGGCAGCAUCACGCUGCGGCACGAGACCGAGGGGGGCGGCAACUACGGGCAUCACGCGAGCAAGGCAGCGCUGAACAUGGUGGGCAAGCUGCUCAGUCUGGAUCUGAAGGAUCGGGGCAUUGCCGUCGGGCUGGUCCAUCCGGGGUUUAUGCGGACGGACAUGACGAGGGGGGUGGGUUAUGAUAAGUAUUGGGAUGUGGGGGGUGCUAUAUCGCCGGAUGAAGCGGCUGAAUCGCUGGCAUCUUUCAUCGAGGGCUUCGAUCUCAGCAAGACAGGCCAGUACUGGGCGCCGAGAGGACCGAGGGACAUUGGUACUGCAGAAGCUGUGCUGGGAAAAGAUCUUCCCACGCCGCUGCAGUUGCCGUGGUAG
Molecule: messenger RNA, 798 nt
Organism: Rasamsonia emersonii CBS 393.64
Lineage: Eukaryota; Fungi; Ascomycota; Eurotiomycetes; Eurotiales; Trichocomaceae
Product: 3-oxoacyl-[acyl-carrier-protein] reductase
Exons: 3
Coding region: 1-798 (265 amino acids)
Molecular function (GO): oxidoreductase activity, acting on the CH-OH group of donors, NAD or NADP as acceptor
Source: RefSeq, a predicted model, not a curated record